UAGAGUAUGAGGUACCUAAGGUAAGUGUAUACCUACCUGGAGGUCGGCACCUCUGAAAUCCAACUUUACAGGGUCUAUCCGGUGACUGACGCGCACCACGAUAAAUUCGCACACCGGCCUACCUAGGUAGGUAGAGGUAUGUCUCAACAACCUCCUUUUCGCUCUUUUUGUACAGUCCAUUCUGUAUCCCUUCUUCAUUCCUCCGUACCUUGCUCAAUUGGUUCAAUUGGUUCCCGUUUACAUCUGCAGAGGGGAAGGCCAACCCGACCUGCCGAAAGCAAGACAAACCUGAUGAACCAAAACAAAACAAAACAAAACAACCACAUCAAUCUCCGUCGCGGCGCAUAAUCGGCGCCUGUCACCAUGUUCGAGAAUCUCUGUACGCUGCCGCUAAGCGCCGAGCUCUUCGCUCAGGCACUUCACCCAAUUGAACCUCUUCUAGGCGUCGGCCUCUCUACCGGCCAUGUUCAAUGCUUCCGCCUGCCUGCCGCUGACCGCUCAAUCGAAGACGACACCGACCUCAGCGUGCUAUCCAGUGGUAGAGGGGCCAUUGAAACCAUAUGGCGAACCCGGAGGCACAAGGGCAGCUGCCGUACCCUGGCCUUUAGCAGCGACGGCUCCGCACUCUACUCAGCCGGCACCGACUCCCUGCUGAAGCACUUCUCCCCGACGACCGGCCAGGUCGCUUCCAAGAUCGCGAUCCCGUCGACUAAGUCGAUCGCUGACUCGCCGACUCUCCUCCACGUCCUGUCGCCGCAGACGUUGCUUCUAGCUUGCGAUUCGGGCGCGCUACACAUCCUUGACCUGCGGGACGGCGCCCUGGCGGCCUCCAAACCACAGCAAACUCAUUUUCCCCACGACGACUUCGUCUCGAGCCUCACCGCGCUACCUCCCUCCCUCGAAAGCACGAGCGGCUACAGCAAACAAUGGAUAUCCACCGGCGGCACGACAUUGGCCAUCACAGAUAUUCGAAGAGGGGUCCUCGUACGUAGCGAUGACCAGGAAGACGAGCUCCUUUGCACAGCCUUCAUCCCGGGUAUGGGACCCAAGAAGAACCGGGACAACGGGAUCGUCGCGGUAGGCACCGGAACCGGGGUGCUGACGCUGUGGGACAAGGGAGCGUGGGACGACCAACAAGACCGUGUUAUUGUUGAUCCCGGGAAGGGAGGUGGUGAGAGCCUCGAUUGCAUCGUGCAGAUUCCUGACAGCGUGGCUAGGGGGAAAAAGGUGGUCGUCGGCGUGGGAGACGGCAGCUUGCGCAUUGUCGACUUAAGGAAGAGAGAGGUCGAGACCCUGUUGCGUCACGACGACAUCGAGGCAGUAGUCGGUCUUGGGUUUGACUGCGAAGGCCGGAUGAUAAGCGGUGGGGGGCAAACAAUCAAAAUCUGGCAGGAAUCGCCUUUGCUAAGUCAUGGUGACACCAAGUCCAGAGAGGAUAGCGAUGUAGGCGGAUUAAGCCGAUCGGAUGAGGAUGAUGAUGACGACGAAGAAGAAGACGACGACGACGACGACGACGACGACGACGACGAUGAUGAUGAUGAGAAGACUAAUAGUGGCAAAGCCAAGCAUCGAGGCAGGAAUUUGCACGACAACUCGGACAGCAGCGACGAGGGGCCUAGAAGUCGCAGGAAGAGGAGGAGAAAGGGGAAAGCCAACGCGAGGCUUGGACCACACGGAGCUCACGGGGUAUUGCGAAUCCAGGGCCUGGAUUAGUCGAGAUAACCCCUAGCCUUGGCUUCUGCGAUACUGGCGACAGUCAGCGUUUCGUUAUCCUCUUGUACUAGAUGACCAGCUGCCUAACCACCCGACGCCGAAACACGGCUCUGUCUUCCCCAGCCGAGCAGCCGGGAGGUGCGUGAAUUGGCCUUGUGGAGGUAGCCUGGGUCCGGACACGUGAGGAUACUGUCUCUCUUAUAACGAAGACAGUCCCACAGGUACGUUCACAUAUCCGCCUACAUGCGUAAUAAGGCACAUUUUUCUCUCUCCCACCUGUUACGUAGCCGCACAGUACCAUGUGCUACCUCUAGUUAGCCUCCAGGCAAGAUUCAAUGAUGUAUACGCAGCACUACAGCCAUAACAGCGAUCGCAGUUUGCGGUAACCCGGGCGCAUCCGUAGCCUUGAACUUCGA
This is a messenger RNA of Durotheca rogersii, 2129 nucleotides long. Its product is annotated as WD40-repeat-containing domain protein. Gene Ontology annotation, molecular function: protein binding. The record is from RefSeq and is a predicted model, not a curated record. Lineage: Eukaryota; Fungi; Ascomycota; Sordariomycetes; Xylariales; Xylariaceae. The transcript has 2 exons. The coding region runs from base 364 to 1713 and encodes 449 amino acids.